Molecule: messenger RNA, 3508 nt
Organism: Gastrolobium bilobum
Lineage: Eukaryota; Viridiplantae; Streptophyta; Magnoliopsida; Fabales; Fabaceae
Product: protein FAR1-RELATED SEQUENCE 5-like
Exons: 2
Coding region: 711-1856 (381 amino acids)
Biological process (GO): regulation of DNA-templated transcription
Source: RefSeq, a predicted model, not a curated record
UUGCAAAUGAAUGACAACAAUACCUUAUCCCCAUCUCGUUCCCACGUAUCAGUCUUUGUCUUUUUCCCCACCGCCCUUCCAGCAAGCGACACCGCCACACACCCCAACCUGAACUCGCUCUCCACAAAGAGAUUCCCACUCUGAUUCCUGCCGCGAUCUUGAAGAAGGAAAAAAAAAUAGUGUUCAUUUGAACCAUUAUGGUGGGGUAUUUUUCUGAUGGAUUAGUUUAGUGAGUAUGGCGUUCUCCGUGUGACUGUAUUGGGCUGUUAGGCACCAGGAGAUAUUAUGAGAGAUAACAUAAGAGGAUUUCGAUGGUUGAACUGAGUUUAAGGUUCUCAGUCUACUUGUUCUUAGUUGUUGCAGUAGUUGUCUAACAUGUAUAGCCGCAACAUUUGCGUGCAUUUUAUUUUUGCACUUUUUUUUCUUUUGCAGCUACUAUCUUAUAUAUCCUAUCAACUUGGUUAUUAUUCAUUACAAGAAAAUAAUAUUUUUCUGUUAUUAGAAGAAGUUACAAUGUAAAUUUUUUGCAUAUAGAUUGGGUAAUGUGGUUUCAAUAUUACACCUUUAAAGAAUUGAGGUUGCUGUGUGUCAACGUAAAUGAAUAUUUCUUUUCCAGUUAUUCUUAUAUUUUACUAAUGAAUUGAGGUUGCUGUGUGUCAAUUGAUGUAAAUAUUGUACAGGCUAUUAUUCAAUUUUUUCACAUCUUUGUAAUGGAUCACUCCCAAAUAACAACUAUUGAAGACAUUGACAUAAGUGGAAGUUUAGUAUAUGAUGAUGAUGUUGAUUUGGAGAAAGACAAUGAUGAAUUCGGAGAAGAUGAUCAGUGUAAAAUCAUGGAAGAUGAAGAUGGUGAUUAUGGUGAAGAUAAUAUACAAGAAAUUGUGGGAGAUGAUGAUAGUGGAUUGAGUGAGGCCCCAAUUUUAGGGAGAGUCUUUAAGAUAGCAGAGGAAGCUUAUGGUAUCUAUAAUGAUUAUGCACAAGGUAAGGGAUUUGGAAUACGUAAGCAUUACACUAGCAGGAAUAUGAAAACACAACAAAUAUAUAGGUGGAAUUAUGUGUGCUCAAAGCAAGGUGUCAAGAGACAAAAUGAUAAAAGAGUUGGUGUUCACAAUGUCAAAAGGCGAAGAGAUUCAAGGACAAAUUGUUCAGCGAUGUUACAAAUAAAGUUAGUGGAUGGAUUAUGGAUCGUGGAGAAGUUCAAUGAUGCACAUAAUCAUCCAUUGAUUUUGACUCCUUCAAAGGUGAAUAAGUUUCCUUCUCAUAGUGAUUUACGACGCUCAAAUUUCACUAAAUCACUUGUUACUAAGCUUUUUGAGGAGGGUUUAACGUCAUCAAAAAUUUCAAAGGUGGUGAAUGCUAUCAACCAAGAAGUUAAUAUUAAUCCUGUUCAAGUCAGCACUAUUAUAUCAGGACAAAGAAAGAAUAAUAUAGGACGAGAAUGUCAAGGCAUCAUCAAACACUUUCAAAGGAAGUCCGCUCUUGAUGGAUCUUUUUAUUUUGAUUUGCAUUUGGCAGAAGAUGGUACACUAAGAAGCAUUUUUUGGGCUGAUGGCAGGUCGAGAGCUGCAUAUGCUCAAUUUGGUAAAGUCCUUGUUUUUGACGUGACUUAUAAAACGAACAAGUUCAAGUUUCCUUUUGCCCCUUUUGUGGGGGUUAAUCACCACGGGCAAUCAAUUUUAUUUGCUGCAGCUUUGUUAGAAGAUGAAACAGAGGCAACAUUUACAUGGCUGUUUGAACAGUUUUGGACAUGUAUGUUUGACAAGUAUCCUAUUGCUAUUAUCACUGAUCAAGACAAAGCUAUGGGAAAAGCAAUUGCUAAUAUAUUUCCAAAUGCACGACACUGUUUUUGUGCAUGACACAUAAAAAAACAUGUUAUGAAGCAUAGUCAAGCAUUGCGCGUACAAUUUAAAGAGAGUUUUGAUAUUGACUUCCAAGAGUGGUACAAAAGUCGAGACAUUGAUGAGUUUGAAGGCAAGUGGGAAGCAUUGAGGACUACAUAUGAUAUUAAAGCAGGUAGUUGGUUGGCUAACAUGUAUGAUUCACGUCAUCACUGGGCAAAGGCAUACUUGAAAGAUACUUUUUUUUGCUGGAAUGACCACAAGUGGCCGAAGUGAGAGCAUCAAUGCAUUUUUUGAUGGAUACGUCAACUCUAACACGAUGUUAAAUGAUUUUGUUACCCAAUAUGACAAAGCAAUCAAGUCUAGGAGGGAUGCAGAAGAAGAUGAGGAUUUCAAAACUAGAAAUACAAAAGCAAUUUUGGAGACUAAUCAUCCAAUUGAAGAAAUAGCUGGAGAACGCUACACAAGAAAAUUAUUUGAGAUCUUUAAAAGGUAGUGGAAGGCUGCCAUACUUGAUUACUUUCAUGAAAAGAUUUCAUCACAACAAAAUUUGAUCGAGUAUAGGGUGGGGUCUCAUGAAGUUGAUAAAAAGUGGUGGGCAAUUGUCGACUGUCAUUUGACUGAAACAUUCACAACUCAUUGUUCGUGUGAAAAAUUUGAGACUAUGGAAAUUUUGUGCAAACAUAUUUUAUACAUCGUGAAGAAGAAACAAAUAAUGACCUUACCUGAAAAAUAUAUUUUGUCUAGAUGGACAAUGAAUGCAAGCUAUAAGGCUAAUAAUCUUGUAGGUGUUCAUGCAGAAACAUCUACUAAUGAAGUUAGUGCAUUGUCUUUGUGGUUGGUUCACUCCAAAUUCAAUAUUGUUGUUUUCGAAGCAAAAGAUUCUAUUUUUGAGAUUAGAAUGCUUGAAGCUAUGAUUGCUGAAUUUCUACAACGGCAAUUGGAAAGAAAGAAAGAAAAAACUAAAAAUGAACCAACUCCUCAAACUGUUCCUUCACCAAUUCCUAGUAUUGUUUCUCAAGUUUCACUCAUUAAUGAUGUGCGUGAUCCCACCCAACUAAUUAGAACUAAGGGGCGUCCAAGGGUUGCUUCACGUAUAAAAUCGAGCAUAGAAAUGUUGGCAAAACAACAAAGGACUUGCAGUUGCUGUCAAGGAAAAGGUCAUUAUAAAACUGGUUGUCAGAAGCAAAAGGUAUAUGUGAAGUUGAUGUUUGUGUGAAGUUGAUGUUCGUGUUUGACUUUUUAAACUCGGGGUCAAAUAAUGUAUGUUUUAUUUGUAGAUGGAUAUUGCAAGAGAUAAGCAAAAGGAGUAGAAAUUAUUGUUCAUAUUUUCAUGGUUUCAUUUUGGUAAGCACUGAUUGAUUUAUCUAUCUAUUUAAUAUUUAUUUUUAAGUAUAACAUUUAUUUUUUGCUAGAUUUUGUAUUGUGCUGUAGGAAAAUCUAAAGCUCGGGACCUGCUUAACCAAAGAAGAACAGAAGACUUAGUAUCUAGUGUUUUUUGUAAUGUAUCUAGCUUCUGUAAUGUAUUGUACAUGCUGCACAUGUUGGGUGCUUUAUUUUUUGCAAAUGUAUCUAGCUUCUAUAAUGUAUUGUACAUGAUGCACAUAUUGGGUGCAUUAUUUUUUGAAAAUGUAUCUAGCUUCUAUAAUGCAUCGCACAUGCUCUGCACA